Molecule: messenger RNA, 945 nt
Organism: Phymastichus coffea
Lineage: Eukaryota; Metazoa; Arthropoda; Insecta; Hymenoptera; Eulophidae
Exons: 1
Coding region: 1-945 (314 amino acids)
Source: RefSeq, a predicted model, not a curated record
AUGGCUGGUGGGGACAACGCCAGCGAGGGCGGAAACAACGGCCAACCGGGCGACCCACCGCCGCCGCCUCUGCAACAAGUGGCCCAGAGCAUGGCCGUCGUGGAAACGGUGCAUAACUGCAAGAUACCGCCGUUCUGGAAGUCGUCACCAGAGGCGUGGUUUUACCAGGUGGAAUCCGCGUUCAGCUGCAAUCAAGUUCGUGCCGACGGCACGCGCUACAACCUCGUCGUGGCCGCCCUGGACAGCGAGGUCGUCGAGCAGCUACUCGACGUUUUGCGCGCCGCGCCGGACACGGGCAAGUACGCAUACCUAAAAACGCAUAUACUGUCACGUUUUUCCGACACACAGGAAAAGCGCCUGCGCACCCUCUUCAACAAGCUGGACGUGGGUAAUCGUACUCCCUCACAGCUGUUGCGUCAUAUGCGCGCCCUUGCUGGAAACAACGUGGGCGACGAGGUGCUCAAGGUCAGGUGGCUGGACUACCUUCCGGUCUCCACACAGAAAAUCCUGCGAGUGCUUAAGGACGCCUCGCUCGACGACCUGGCAGAAGCAGCGGAUCAGAUGGCAGACGUGCUGCCCCAGGUGUCGGCCCUCGGGCCUGGCAGAGGCUCGCGCGGCGCUUCGCCCCACCGUGGCGCAUCGUCACAUCGUGGUGCGUCGCCUCAUCGAGAAGCAGCUGCCUCCGCACUGGCAACCGAGAUAGCGGGCAUGCGCGCCUGCAUGUCCCAGCUACUGGCAACGAUGCAGCAGCUGCUGGACGCGAUGAAGACUCAUGACAACGACCAGCCACGGUCAGGACGGCGUCGCAGCAGAGGCCACAGCAACACUCGUUCGAAGUCACCGACGCCUGGAUCAAGCGAGUACUGUUAUUAUUAUUACCGCUUUGGCAUGGAUGCUCAGAAGUGUCAGCAGCCCUGCACCUGGAAGGGGCCUGCGGGAAACUAG